CCUUCUUUCAAUAUAUAAACCCACUUCACUCUUCUAGUCUUCUCACUUUCGUACAUAAAAGAUUAAUUAGACAAAUCAACAAUUACUUGGAAAUUUGAUCUUAUUUUAAAAGAAAGUUAAUUUUUUGUAAGGGAAAAAAAUGGCAAGCAAAGGUAUGGUAUGCAAUGCUUCAACUGCACCACUAGUUUCAAGCAGGAGUUUUAGCAAACUAGUUGGUCUAAGGCCGUGUUCUGUGGCUUUUCCGGUACCGAAAAAGCCGUCUUUGGGAUCACGAUUAGUCGUAAAAGCUCAACAAGCAGGCGGUGCAGAGAAUAAAGAAGGUGGUCAUCAAGUUGAUGUACAGCUUCAAAAGAGUAACAACUCUAACCGCAACCAGUCCGCCGCUGUUGAACGCCGCCCUCGAAGGCUCGCUGUCGAUAUCUCUCCUUUUGGGCUUAACGACUCAUUCUCACCAAUGAGAUCAAUGCGCCAAAUAUUGGACACAAUGGACCGCCUCUUCGAAGACACCUUAACAAUGCCAGGAAGAAUCGGCGAAAUGCGAUCCCCAUGGGACGUAAUGGAGGACGAUAACGAGUACAAGAUGAGGUUCGAUAUGCCGGGACUCGACAAAGAGGACGUCAAAGUAUCGGUCGAGGAUAAAAUGCUUGUAAUCAAAGGAGAACAUAAGAAGGAAGAAGGAGGUAACGAUACAUGGGGUAAAAGAAGCUAUAGCUCGUAUGAUACUAGACUUCAAUUGCCUGAUAAUUGUGAGAUGGAUCAGAUUAAGGCUGAGCUUAAAAAUGGUGUUCUUAAUAUCUCGAUUCCUAAGGCUACGGUUGAACGCAAGGUUGUCGAUGUACAAAUUCAGUGAGAUAAUUGUCUUUCAUAGUUGAAUGGUUAUGUUCUAAUUGAAGGGAGCCUAAGUUUAAGAUUGGAAAGAAGCUCGUAAAACAUUGUAUUAUGUAACUAAUGUAAGAAUGUAUACAUCAUCUAUUGUGUAACCGAGUGUAUUUAGCUCUAGCACAUGUGUUUGUUCACAUAUUUUGUAUGUGAAUCUAUGAACCUUGUUUAGUGAAAGAUCGAAAAAAAAGUGUAAUUACACAAUUAAGGCUCUGUUAUGUUCGACU
This is a messenger RNA of Spinacia oleracea (spinach), 1106 nucleotides long. RefSeq names its product small heat shock protein, chloroplastic. The transcript has 2 exons. Lineage: Eukaryota; Viridiplantae; Streptophyta; Magnoliopsida; Caryophyllales; Amaranthaceae. Gene Ontology annotation, biological process: response to heat. The record is from RefSeq and is a predicted model, not a curated record. Bases 140 to 850 code for a protein of 236 amino acids.